Molecule: messenger RNA, 708 nt
Organism: Ilex paraguariensis (yerba mate)
Lineage: Eukaryota; Viridiplantae; Streptophyta; Magnoliopsida; Aquifoliales; Aquifoliaceae
Source: the annotation of a GenBank genome assembly
AUGCAUCCACCACCACCUCCCUAUGUCAUGCUAUCGGAAAAUCACGGAAGUCACCAUGGAAGCGUCCGUCCUCCGCCCUAUCGCCGCAACAUUCCCCAGUACCAUUCCCGCAAUCAAAAGGAAGGUGGAGGAUGUUGUCUUAAAUGCAUAUGCUGCUGUUAUUGCUUCCUCUUCCUGUUGAUCUUGAUUCUAGCAGGUCUUGCCCUCUAUUUCUACACUGUGUUCAAGCCCCAAAUGCCUUCAUACAAAGUCGAAGGCCUGGACGUGAAAUCCUUCGCCGUUCAGCCUGAUUUCAGCCUCAACACUGAGUUUCUGGUGGCCGUAAAAGCCGAGAACCCGAACGGACACAUAGGAUUCAUAUAUGGCAGCCAAAGCAAUGUAACUGUGUUCUACACCGACUCAAACCUUUGUUCUGGGCAGCUACCAGCUUUCCAUCAAGGACAUGAAAACAUAACUACGAUGAAAGUUUCAUUGAAAGGGAAGAGUGAGUUUGGGUCAGGUCUUCAACAGGCUCUAUUGGAAAAUCGACAGAGUGGGAGGAUUCCGUUGCUGGUGAAGGUGAGAGUGCCGGUGAGCAUCGUUGUCGGGACCAUUCCGAUGAGGCAGUUCGUGGUUUUUGUGAAUUGCUCGUUGGUUCUUGAUAGUUUGUCGCCUAACAAGAAACCUGGGAUUAUAUCUAGUGACUAUAAAGUGGCUGUUUCAUUUUGA